AUUGAGCUUGCGGAUGUUGAAGGAGGAGUCGAUUCAGUUCUCAUUUCUUUUCCCACACCGCUUUCGAGCACUUGACGCUUCUCUGCUACUCUUCUUCUCAAGUUAUAAUACCAACACGAUUCCACAGCUCAAUGCAACUUCUGUUCUUAAAGCGGAAUCAAUCAACCCUCCACCCAGCUUGUUAUUAAGACAAUUUGCUAGUUAAUGUUUUUCUCAAACCCUUCUGAGUAGGCUACUUUUCGACAGGUGUUUUGGGCAGAGUGCCCGGAAGAAAAAAUGUCCAAUGGGAAAGAUGCACCUGUGGCAGCGAACUCCUCACAGAUGACCCUGCAGGUGUGCCUUGAGGAGUGUAUGGAGGCCCUGGACCUCUUCCUCAACAACCACUUCAGCGAGAGCCUGGACAAACUGCGGCCACGGGUGAAGGAGAGCAUGUACCAUGCUCUGAUCUACGCCACUGUGCUGGAGAUGCAGGCUAUGAUGACCUUCCAGCAGGAUGACAUCAUCAAUGCAGGCAACACCAUGAAGAGUGCCCAGGAGGUCUGCCAGAGGUUUCGACGAAAGUCCCCUAGUAAUAUCAGUAAAUCACCUGGAGAGCGUCUAACUGAAGAGCAGCUCCAAGCUCUCCAUGCUGAUGCGUGUUAUGCCGAAUGCUUGCUCCAAAGGGCUGCUCUCACCUUCCUACAGGAUGAGAACAUGGUGAGUUUUAUCAAAGGAGGAAUCAAAGUACGCAACAGUUACCUGAUUUACAAGGAGCUGCACACCUUCAUACAGUCAAACAGCUCUCUCCAAGGACCCAACCACAUUCACUUAGAGGGAGGGGUGUCAUUUGGGAUCGGCGCAUUCAACUUGACUCUUUCCAUGUUUCCACCUCGGUUACUCAAAGUUUUAGAGUUUGCUGGCUUCUCUGGAGACAAGGAGUAUGGUCUGUCCCAGCUGAAUGAUGGUGCCACUACAAACAACCUGCGCUCAAUGCUGUGUGCCUUGCUGUUGCUCUGUUACUACACCUUCCUCACCUUCAUACUCGGGACCGGUGAGGGGGACGUGGCUGAUGCUGAGAAGCUGCUGAAGCCUUUCCGGCUCCGCUACCCACAGGGGGCCAUAUUUCUCUUUUUUGCAGGCAGGGCUGAGGCAAUCAAGGGGAACAUUGAUGAGGCGGUGGUGCUGUUUGAGGAUGGCUGCAAAGCUCAGCAGCAGUGGAAGCAGUUCCACCACAUGUGCUACUGGGAGCUGAUGUGGUGCUUCACCUACAAGUGCGUGUGGAGGAUGGCCUACUUCUACGCUGACCUACUGAGCAAUGAGAGCCGCUGGUCCAAGGCCAUGUAUGUGUACAUGAAGGCUGCUUACCUGAGCAUGCUUGCUCCGGGGGAGGCUAGGCCUUUUGGGGAAGAUGAGGUGGAGCUCUUCAGACAGGUGUCCACCUUCAAGCAAAAGAUAGCAGGGAAGUCUCCACCCACAGAGAAGUUUGCCAUUCGCAAGGCUAGACGUUACAAAGCUAGCUGCCCAGUGAGGCUCCCAGUACCUGUGCUGGAGAUGAUGUACAUGUGGAACGGCUUUUCCAUGAUCAGCAAGCGGCCAGAGCUGACCGAGGGCAUGCUGCAGACACUGGUGGAGGCAGAGCGCACCCUGCUGGAAUCUCCUGCGAAUGAUUAUUCAGUGGAUGACCGCUGUGUGAUCCACCUACUGAAGGGGCUGUGUCUAAAGAACCAGGGACACAUUCAGGCUGCAGAGGAAUGCUUCAACAAGGUGUACAACAGUGAGAAGAAGAUCAAGUUUGACCAUUACCUGGUGCCCAACGCUCUGCUGGAGCUCAGUGUGGUCUACAUAGACACGGGCCGCAAGGAGGAGGCCAUCAAACUACUUGUGAAAGCAAAAACUAACUACAAGGAGUACUCCAUGGAAUCACGCACCCAGUUCAGGAUCCAUGCUGCUCUCUCCAAACUCAAGGCUGACACUAGUGACCAAGAUGAAAUCACACCACUGUAGUAUAACAGGUGUCAUUGUGCUGAGCAAGCACUGGACUUGCUUCCCCUGCCAUUUGUAGAUGUUCCAGGAAGACUUGCUCUCUUUUUUUUUUAUCCUCAGACACUUUGAUCACUGCCUCAAUGUUACUUGAUUUGUGGUGAAAGUCUCCUUCCUUCAUGGAUGGUGGUCUCUCCCUGAUUAAAACACUUGAGUUUUGAAUGGGAGUUGGUAGAAGUUGCCUCUACCUGCUGGUUCUAGAUCAGAGGCAUUUUAUCCACCUACUGGGUGAUGAACACCCAUGGUUAGGUUCAGAUUUUAUCUUUUGUGUUUGAAUGUGUGGUACUUACAUCACUGCACUGGUUACCCAUAACAGUAGAUGGGAGGCAGUUGAUCAAAACAAUUUGAAUACAGUAUAUCCACUUUUUUGUGGGGAAAAACAUGUUGAAAUGAACUUAACAUUGUAAGUAAUGUUUGGAUAUGAGGUAUAGUUUUGCUUUUAAUUUCUCCAAAAGUGAUUGAGUAUUACUGUAAGCAUUUUGACAAAAGCACCCCUUUGGUGAUAACUGAAUAAGACAGAUAUAUGAUUACAUAACGUAUGACAUUGCUUUGAUCCCAGAGUUAUUUUAACAAAUGUAUUAACAUUUAUGUAGAAGGACCUUAAUAAUCAAUAGGUCAUGCUACAUUUGUUUUAUGUAUGUUGACCCUGCUGCAAUGUACAGAGGAAAGUAGUCAGUUGAAAUAAGUUUAACCUCUGAUAGUGUAAGCAUUAUUUGAAGUAAUGAAUGUCAAUCAAGACCUUGUACAAAGAAAGGUGUGGUUAAACAAUUUUAAAAACAUGAUUAAAUAUGUCAAUUUGCUAGAA
Messenger RNA from Salvelinus fontinalis (brook trout), 2824 nucleotides. RefSeq names its product tetratricopeptide repeat protein 39A-like. The transcript has 18 exons. Gene Ontology annotation, molecular function: protein binding. The coding region runs from base 277 to 1983 and encodes 568 amino acids. The record is from RefSeq and is a predicted model, not a curated record. Lineage: Eukaryota; Metazoa; Chordata; Actinopteri; Salmoniformes; Salmonidae.